Molecule: messenger RNA, 3632 nt
Organism: Brachypodium distachyon (stiff brome)
Lineage: Eukaryota; Viridiplantae; Streptophyta; Magnoliopsida; Poales; Poaceae
Product: calmodulin-interacting protein 111
Exons: 11
Coding region: 80-3088 (1002 amino acids)
Cellular component (GO): cytoplasm; chloroplast
Molecular function (GO): ATP binding; ATP hydrolysis activity
Source: RefSeq, a predicted model, not a curated record
UCUAGUCACUCGAGUAACACCGGGACUGCCGAUUCUUAAACCCUAGCUAACCCCUCGCCGGAAACCGCCGCCACCCGCCAUGUCCUCCAAGGGCAAAAAGAAGAAGCCGGCGGCGUCUCCGCAGCCGUCACCUCGCACCCCUCCCUCUCACGCCCGCGACGGUACCGGCGGCUACGCCUUCGACUUCCCAUCCAUCGCUGCCGCGGCGGCGGCUCGGUACCCGGCGCUCGUGCCCGGCGGAGGCGCCGGCAGUUUUGCCGGCCCCAUCGCCGAUGUGGUCCCCAGGGGCGGGAGCCGCGGUCCCGAGGGGAGGCUCUGGCUCUCUGAGCCCGCCAUGGUCGGCGCCGGGCUGCGCCCUGGGUGUCUCGUCUCUGUAUCACUCAUUUCUGACAGUCGGAAUGGCUUCCCACUUGAUAGUUUAUUUGAGGAAUGCAAUAGAUUCUUUGGUCUUGAUGUGGAAAAUGAUCUCAUGUCUAAUGAAGCUGGGAUGAAUUUUGUGAUUGCCACUAUUUUUCCUUCACGUGAGGUUCAAAAGAAUGGUAUCAAGCUCUCUUGGGAUAUUUCCUGUAUGCUGGGAUACCCUUCAGUCGGUCGUUCUUUGUUUAUUAGCCCCAUAUAUACAUCUCAAGCCCAAAAACAAAUUGAUGGUGGUGAGAUUUUGUGGCAGAUAAGAUGUUGCGAUCUUUACCUUAGACUAAUUUCCCCAAAAGUUGGAUCAUCUGGCAAUGAUAAGUCAGAGUCGGAUAGUCAUGCUGUAAAAAGUUUGAUGGUUAUGGAGUCACCUAAGAAGAUUCCUUCAACUCCACGUAGGAAUGAAUCCCUUGAUUCUGCCUCUAACAGUGGUUCUUCAUUAUUGUUGGACCAAGCCACUGCAAAAUCAGCAUUAGCAGAUGAGAAAAUUAAUGAUUUGCUGCAGACUUGUGCAACACGGUGGCUCCAUGGUAGGCACUUGUUGAAAGGAAACUAUGUUCCUCUCUCAAUGUGUGGGAAAUUAUCUAUGUUUGUAGUUUCACACGCAGAAAUAGAUGGUUCUGCCCUGGAUGCAGUGCAUCUGGAAAAGAAUUCAUUGUCUAGUGUGGAGUUCUCUCCUAAAUUGGGAGAAUCCCUUGCUUCAUUCCUCGUUGACAGAACCACAAAAGUGCACCUUUCUGGUUUGUCCUGUUCAGAGGAGCUUGGAUCAGAUAAGAUAGGGUUCACAUCAAAAUAUUCCCCACAUGCUGAUAUAGAAAAUGAAGAUUCACAUCAUGAUCCAAGGCUUGGCGGGUUAUCUAAGGAGUUGAAAAAACUAAAAGAAAUGAUUUCAUUUUCAUUGGCAGAUCAAAUUGGUUUGCCAAGGCAUUGUUUGGAUGAUUUCCCAAGGUACAAAGGUGUUCUUCUUUAUGGUCCACCUGGAACGGGGAAAACCUCUCUUGCUUCUUCAUGUGCCUAUAAUGCAGGGGCCAACCUUUUUACAAUCAAUGGACCAGAGAUCAUUACUCAGUAUCACGGUGAAAGUGAACAGGCAUUGUAUGAUAUUUUCAGUUCAGCUAAGCAAGCGGCACCUGCUGUGAUAUUUAUUGAUGAAUUGGAUGCAAUUGCUCCAGCCAGGAAGGAUGGGGGCGAGGAGUUAUCUCUAAGAAUGGUUGCCACUCUGUUAAAACUUAUGGAUGAGAUAGGCCCUAAUGACCGUGUUAUCCUGAUUGCUGCUACAAAUCGACCCGACAGUAUUGAUCGUGCAUUACGACGUCCAGGAAGAUUUGAUCAAGACAUUGAAAUAGGAGUACCAUCUCCAGGACAGAGGUUGGACAUACUUCAUCACCUUCUAACUGGAGUUCACCAUUCUCUCACAAGUGAAGAAGUUGAGUCCCUUGCUUUUGCCACUCAUGGAUUUGUGGGUGCUGAUCUGGCGGCACUCUGCAAUGAGGCUGCAUUGAGUGCUCUUCGCCGUUAUGUCAGUGUAAAAGAAAGUUCAACUCAACUACUUAGUGAUCAUGCCACCAGUACAGAAAAGUCUAAUGGUCGAGGGAUAGAUGGAGUUUUGGGGUGUGAAGUUAGCUCAUUAUCAUCAUCUCUCUCAAAGUUAACCAUGUCAACGAAGGAUUUUCCGCCUAUCAGUAAGGGCAAUAGCACUGAAAGUAGCGAGCCUGAUGAUAAGGAAGAUGAAUUGCUAUUGUUAGUGACUAAAGAGGACUUCGAAAAGGCCAAAAUUAAAGUUAGACCAAGUGCAAUGCGUGAGGUAAUGCUAGAGCUUCCAAAAGUACGAUGGGAAGAUGUUGGUGGCCAAGCCAGAAUCAAGCAGCAGUUAAUUGAAGCCAUCCAAUUGCCACAGAAAUGCCCAGAAGCGUUUGAACGCAUAGGGAUCCGUCCUCCUAGAGGAUUGCUAAUGAUUGGACCACCAGGUUGCAGCAAGACAUUGAUGGCUCGAGCUGUAGCCUCUGAAGCAAAAAUGAAUUUCCUUGCAGUUAAGGGUCCUGAACUUUUUAGCAAAUGGGUCGGUGACUCUGAAAAAGCAGUAAGAUCACUAUUUGAGAAGGCGAAAUAUAAUGCACCGGCAAUAUUAUUUUUUGAUGAAAUAGAUGGGCUUGCGGUAACUCGUAGCCAUGGAAAUAGUGGCAUCUCUGUUGCUGAUAGGGUACUCGCUCAGUUGCUGGUGGAAAUGGACGGUUUGGGCCAGAAUGUUGGUGUUUCUGUUAUUGCAGCUACAAAUCGCCCUGACAAAAUUGACAUUGCACUUCUGAGGCCAGGUCGUUUCGAUAGACUGCUUGACGUGCAACCACCAGAUGAAGUUGAUCGUGAAGAUAUUUUCCGGAUUCAUACACGCAGUAUUCCAUGCAGUCAUGACGUCAGCUUAAAUGAACUUGCUAGGCUUACGGAAGGCUACACUGGUGCAGACAUAAAGCUUGUCUGCAGGGAAGCUGCUGUUGCUGCGCUUGAUGAGAACUUUGACAUUCUGGAAGUAUCAUCUAUACACUUCAAGUCGGCAAUCGACCGGGUAAAACCUUCAGAUAUGAAGUUUUACCAAGAACUCGCGGCGCAAUUUCGCCGAUUGGUUGAUGACACAGCGAAAGCAACAAUGCUGGGAGAACAUACAGGACCUGCCAUUUCAUAGCCCAUAAGAUCUUUUUAUCUGUUAAAAGGUUCCCUGUUCCACUAAGGCACCAAUCCUAGAAGCAAUCAGCAAAUACUGCAAUCAUCAUGUCUGGCAGCAGUCAUGCUGCUAUGGUACUGGUUAUGGGAUGGAGCCGGCAAAUGCACAGGAAUGGGCGUUGUUACUUUUGUCUGCAGUCGUUUUAUCUUCAUGGGGUUAAUGUUUCUUACAUGGACACUUGUGACAAAGUUUGUCCAUGUUCAGCGGUGUGAUCUUGUCAGCACUUUCUGCAGCUUGAGUUUUUUGGAGACUAGUAGUCCAAGUCCGAUAGUUGCAUCUAGAGGUUUACUGUACUGAUGUUGUGUAGUCCUCAAAAGCAAGGAAAAGAUAAUAGAAAUUGGCUAUUCAGCCAUUUUUGCUAGUUGAUAGAAUGCAUUAUUUAUCCGUGGAAUGUUCAUUCCUCUGCUAUUUUGGUGCCUGGAGAUUGAACAAUUCUUCUGCUUGUUUUUGUUGUAAAGAUCGUUAAAUGCGGGACACUUCAUUCAAAUUUGUGCGUGUUUAUACU